Rotaria socialis is the source of this 1083-nucleotide messenger RNA. Lineage: Eukaryota; Metazoa; Rotifera; Eurotatoria; Philodinida; Philodinidae. The record is from the annotation of a GenBank genome assembly.
AUGCAACCAGGAACGAGUCUGCCUGUGUUGAUCGACAAUGUACGGUCGUAUCCAAAUGUUCCAUACGGUCGAUCAUUAUCACAUAACAGUACGGAUUCUUCGAUUCAUCAAGUACUUCUCAGUAGUUCUUGUUUGAAUAAUCCUGUAUCAUCUCGUCUCUCCUUCAGAAAAUUACAAUCCGAACAAUGGGAACGACUUCUUUGUAAUAAAAAACAACAAGAAGUAAAAAUAAAGCGAAAGAAAUCAAAUAUCGAUCCAGUUCUAAAUAAAGAUAUUGCGCAUGCAUUAAAUGAAAAUUGUGUUUUCGAUGGAAAUUCUGAAUGUGCUUCUAUGCCUGCAUCAGUCCGAACAAAUUUUGAUAAUUUAUAUGAACAAAUGAAUGAAAUAACAUUACAACUAGCCGAAGAACGACUUAAACAUAAACAAACACAAAUCAAAGCUGAAGAAACACUUAUCAAUCAAUUACAAGAUCAAGAGACACAUUUUCAAGAACGACAAGAACGUCAACUACGUGAUAAUAAAAUGAAAUUAAAAGAACACGAAAAAAACUUUUUAAAACUUUUAAAUGAAGAACAAACGCUUAGUCUCGUGCGUGAAGAACAAUUAAGAAAAGAACUUGAAUUUCUGAAAAAAUCAUUUCAUACAUAUAAAGCUGCUCUAGAAAAAGAGAAUGAUGAAAAACUUCAAGUGAAACUAUCCGAAGCAUUACUAGCAAUGAAAAAUGAAAGACCCAAGAAAGAAGAAGAUAUCAAUAAAAGAAUCAAUGAAGCUAUUUUCAAUGAACGAAAUAAUAUUCAUUUAAGACAUUCAAAGGAGAUUGAAAAAAUACAAAAGCAACAUCAAAAUGAAAUCGAAACUCUGAAAAAAGCUGUUGCUGAAGCAACUGUCGAACAAGAACAUUUACAAUCAUUAACUAAAGAAUUAGCAUCUGUAAAACUCGAACUUAGAGAGGCAAAGAAACAUGCAAUUAGUUUAACUACACAAUUCAAUGAUCCAAAAACUAAGCAUUCUGAAAAAAUUGGAGAAUCUAAAGAACCUCGUGUACGUUCUGAUGAAAAACCAAAGAAAACUAAAAAGCUUUAG